Messenger RNA from Phlebotomus papatasi, 2242 nucleotides. RefSeq lists its product as uncharacterized. The record is from RefSeq and is a predicted model, not a curated record. The transcript is spliced from 2 exons. Lineage: Eukaryota; Metazoa; Arthropoda; Insecta; Diptera; Psychodidae. Bases 133 to 1989 code for a protein of 618 amino acids.
GAAAACUCGUGUAAACUGCCAAUGGCGUCGCCUUUUUGACAUUUCCUGCCUGAGGUUUUUGCGGUUGAGUAACAUUUUUUUGCAUUUUGAGUGGAUUUGUGUGCAAGUGAGUGACCUGGGUGUGUUGGCAAAAUGUCGGCAAUAUACACACAGCAGCAGCAGCAACCGCCACCGCCCCAGAGAGGCCCUCCAGGCGCCCCAAAUCGCGUUGUUCAGCCCCAGCCACCGAGCACGGCGACCAUUCAGAAGAUUCUCGAUGAAAAUUGCAGCCUCAUCCAGAGCAUUCAAGCCUACCAGAAUGAGGGGAAGCAUCAGGAAUGCAUGUCCUACCAGCAGGCACUCCACCGGAAUCUCGUGUACCUCGCCAACUUGGCUGAUUCCACGCAGAACAUCCCGCAAAUUCUUCCGCCACCGCAUAUUCUGCAAUCCCUUCCUCCUGGUCCGGGAAUGCAUCCGGUGCCGCCUGCAAAUGCUCCACCGUCAAUUGGCGGUCCGAUUCCUGCUCCUGGACAUGCUGUGGAAGCCAAUCAGCCGGUAAGUCAGCCAGGUCCUAAUUACAAUGCUCCUCCAGGUGGGCAAAUUCCACCACCUGGACCGCAGCCUCAGGCCCAACAGGGCCAACCACAGCAGCCACAUCAUGCUCCGGCUCCGCCGACUGGUGCUCAGCAGCCUCCGCAGCAGAAUCAACCGCCGCAGCAGAAUCAGCCGCCGCCUCAGCAGCCACCGCAUCAACCUCCCACGACACAGCAAUCUGCCACGCCUGGAGGACGUCCUGGGGCUCCUCCACAGCCUCAGGGGCAAGGACAGCAGCCUCAGCAGGGUCCUCAGCAGCCCCAGCAACAGCCUCCGCCGCCGCAGGCUUAUCCUCGGGCCGGGGCGUAUCAGCAGCAUGCUCAUUACCCUGGAUAUCCGCCUCAGGGGCAGCCCUAUCCGGCUCAGGGGUAUCCAGGACCCAUGUCAUACGGGCCUCCUGGCCAGAACUAUCCUCCCAAUAGCGGAGCUCCUGGAGGGUACCAUCAUGGGGCUCUGCCGCCGACUGUCACGUCUGCAGGGGCUCCGCCGCCGGUCAGUGCUUAUCACAGCUCAUCGCAGCAUCAGGCAGGACCAGGAGGGUAUCCGCCGCCGCCCAAUAGCCAACCAUCGGGGCAGCAGCAACCUCUGUAUGGGCCGCCGGUGUCUCAAGCUCCUCCUGGACAGUAUCCUCCGCCGGCUUCCAGUGGACCGCCGCCCCCGAUGGGCGCCUACUCCUACGGCGGCCAAAGCCCGAGCGCCACGUCCUACGGACAGCCCGGGGCCCAGGGACAAAUGCCACCGGCUCAAGGAGCCUAUCCUCCAGCUCCUGGUCAACAAUCCUAUCCUCCGCAGCAGCAGUAUCAACCCCCGGCUGGAUAUCCGGCUCCACAGCCCCCAAUGGGGCACCCUCAGGCGUCGGCUGGGAAUCAAGGGCCUCCGCCGCCACAAUCAGCAGCUCCGCCCUCAGGAGCCCCUCCAGCGCCACCUGGCGGCAGCUACUCCAACCAGCCGAGUCCUGGCCAGACCCCUUCGCCCAAUUCCAACGGAGCAGCCCCGCCAACAACUCAUCCCGGCCCCAUUGCAGCCCCAGCUCCGCAGCAGAACUACCCUCCGCCCCCAGUGUCCGGGACUCCUCCCAAUCAGCCCUACUCCUCCCCUCCGUCUUCCGUGACGCAAACCACGUACUCCCAGGCCCCGCCCAGCACUUCCUCAUCUCCAGCUCCCACGGGCGCCUACCAGCCUCCCGUGUCCCAGCCCUAUGCCCCACCGCCCGGGGCUCAGCCCUAUUCGGGUCCAGCCGGGGCUCCGGGUCAGUAUCCGCCUCAUGGGUACCAUCAGCAAGCGUAUCCGCCCACUCCGAUGCCCCAGGGUCAAUACCCAGGGCCUCAGGGGUAUCAGUAUCAGAGGCCCGCCGGACAGAUGCCGCCCCCGGGGCCGCAAGGGGCCUACGGGUAUGGCUAUCAGCCGCCGCAGUAGAUGCCGAGGCAUGAGGAGUUGCCAGCGGAACGUUGCAUCACAUUUCUCUGGCUGCAAGAUGAUUUUGAUGAAUGACUGUCCUCUCUAAGGGGGGAGGGGACUAGAAAUGAUGCCCCGCCUAUAAUACUUAUAAACUUUUUUAUUUGUGCAGAAGUGUUUGAAGCCUGGACAUGAGUCUCUGUCUAUCUCAAUUUUACAACUAUCGCUGUAGUAUCUCAAUGUGUCAAUAGAAAGGCAUGUGUCUCAAUGAAAA